Messenger RNA from Monoraphidium neglectum, 166 nucleotides. RefSeq lists its product as hypothetical. The transcript has a single exon. The annotation marks the transcript as partial. The record is from RefSeq and is a predicted model, not a curated record. NCBI's taxonomy places the organism in Eukaryota, Viridiplantae, Chlorophyta, Chlorophyceae, Sphaeropleales, Selenastraceae.
GUAUGUGAGCGGCGAGACCCUGGUGGUGGACGGCGCCGCCUGGCUGCACCGGCCGCAGCUCGUGCCGCGGGAGUCGGUGUCACAGGUGUCGCGCCGCGUGGAGGGGACCAGCCGCAAGGUAGGGGUCGCGGGAGACGGCGGCGGCGGGGCUAGGAGCAAGCUGUAG